This is a messenger RNA of Paramormyrops kingsleyae, 1558 nucleotides long. NCBI's taxonomy places the organism in Eukaryota, Metazoa, Chordata, Actinopteri, Osteoglossiformes, Mormyridae. The record is from RefSeq and is a predicted model, not a curated record.
AUGGCGGAGGACUGGCAUCGGGCCCAGUUUAUUGGAAACUUAACCAAGAAAACUGGAUCUAUUCAGCUUUUGGACGUAUCGCUGCAAGAUGAGGGGGUGUAUACCUGUAUCUUCACGGUGUUCCCAAGCGGACCGCACCAGACGGAAAUUAGGCUUAAUGUUCGAGUUCAUCCUGUAGUGACAGUAAUGCCAGCGGCGCCCCUUGUGGUCGGCAGUGGGAGCGGCAUCUUAGUGACCUGCACUGCCGCCAAUGGCCGGCCAGCAGCAGAGGUGUCAUGGCGCAUAGACCAGCUGGAUGGCCCGGUUGAGAUUGUGAAGAACACGACACAGAACCCCAACGGCACCACGACUGUCAGGAGCUACCUGCUGGUGACCCCCACCAGGUCCAUGCAUGGCAGAGAGGUGCAGUGUGUGGUGAACCAUACAGCCCUGCAGCACGAGGACAUUGUGCCGUACAGGAUCUCGCUGCACUAUGCCCCGCAGUCUGUGAAUAUCACCCUAAAGACAUCAUCAUCUGAAGAUCCAACCUUCCAGUGUGAUGUAGAUGCCAAUCCUUCACCUACAAGAUACACCUGGAGCAGAGUGAACGGUGAAGUACUCAGUCCUUCAAUCAGACCUGAGGGAGGCAGACUGGUGUUUUUAAAGAUGGGCUCUGAACUGAACGGCCUGUAUGUAUGUGAGGCAUCAAACCAGUAUGGCCAUAUCACUGGGACCCUCUUUGUGUACACAGGUGUUUCCAGGGGCCACUAUGGAGGUUUUCUUGCAGUGAUUUUUGCCUUAUUUUUUGUGCUCAGUCUCAUGAGCUUCUAUAUAUGGAAGACACAGUUACAGCAAAGGAAUUCAAGAGAGUCCAGUUCUCUCCCAGUACCGCAGGAUGAGGGACAGCAGGAGGAACUGCAGGAUGUGGGACAGCAGGAGGAACAGCAGGAUCAGGAUGAGGGACAGCAAGAGGAACAGCAUGAUGUGGGACAGCAUGAUGUGGGACAGCAUGAUGUGGGACAGCAUGAUGUGGGACAGCAGGAUGUGGGACUGCAGGAUGUGGGACUGCAGGAUGUGGGAUAGGAAGAAUCAUUAUUGCCAGAGGGAGUUCACAGUCAUUCUGAUUGUGGCCAUGUACAUUCUGCCAUCUGGACCCUGCGAUUUAUUUAUUUUGAGCUUAGCUAGGCUUAGUAGCACAUCAGCCUCAGUUAUACAUAUAUUGGUCAUAGAUGAUGCUGGAUUAGUAAUAAGAGUUGGUAAGAUACUUGUGUCGUCUACAGUGAACACCCAUUUAAAACAGUCAUUAAACUCAUUUACUAUAUCAAUUUCAUUUUCAAUUUUCAACUGGCACACCACAGGGAAGCGUUCUCAGCCCAAUACUGUACUCCCUGUUUACACACGACUGUGUGUCCAGACACAGCUCCAACACUAUCAUCAAGUUUGCUGAUGAUACCACCGUUGUGGGCCUGAUCAGCAACAACGACGAGACGGACUACAGAGAGGAGGUGAGACUCUUGGCAGAGUGGUGCCAGGAGAACAACCUCUCUCUCAAUAUCAGCAAAACCAAGGAGAUGGUUUU